This is a messenger RNA of Pyricularia pennisetigena, 951 nucleotides long. RefSeq lists its product as uncharacterized. The annotation marks the transcript as partial. Lineage: Eukaryota; Fungi; Ascomycota; Sordariomycetes; Magnaporthales; Pyriculariaceae. The transcript has 2 exons. The record is from RefSeq and is a predicted model, not a curated record.
AUGUCUGGCCUCUUCGACAACAAGGACAACAAGGAUUCCGGCGCUACGGGCGUCGCCAAGACCGGCACCACAACGCUCGGGAACACGCUUUCCGGCCUGACCAACACGGUCGGUGGCGUGGUCGGUGGCGCCAGCCGCGGUGUUGGCGAGACCGUCUCGGGCGUCACGGGAGGGCUGGGCAAGCCGCUCGGAGACGGCGUCGCCAACGUCGGAACAUCCGUCGAGAGCGGCGACAACCAAACCACUGGCAAAAACCCCCCCGCACCUCUUGGCACCCCCGCCGAGAGACUUGCCGCCCGCAAGCCGAUCCCCAAGCCGGUGCCGGCGUAUCUGCCCCACCCGGGGUCGGGGUUGGCGGUCGACAAAGAGCUGUACCGGACGAUCCAAGAGGCGCCGCGGGUGCUCGUGGAGGAGUUCACGCUGGGGAUCCGGUCGGGGCGGGCGUGGAAGGCGGCGGCGGGGUCGAUAGUGAGGAUCAGCACGCCGUCGGGGCCGCAGGUGGGGGACCUCAACGUGUGGAGCGCGCACAACCCGCGCGAGCGGUUCUGGGCCGGGCGCACCAGGCAGCUGCACGGGUCGCACGUCUCGACGCACGACCGGCUGUGGUCCUGCCUGCCGUACAUGCGGCCCCUGGCCACCAUCGUCGCCGACUCGCUGGCCUGGUACGGCGUCGACGAGACGGGCGGCCGCGUGCACGACCUGCUGGGCACCCGCUGCGACCCUUACAUCAACGCCGUGCUCACCGGCGCCAGCUACGACUUCCACUGCCACUCCAACCUCACCAGGGCCGUCCUCCCCUUCGGCCUGGCCGAGGCCGACGUCCACGACGUCAUCAACCUGUUUCAGGCCACCGGUCUCGACGACAAGGGCAGGUAUUUCAUGAACCCGUGUCCCGCGCAGGCAGGGGAUUAUAUAGAGUUUCUGUGCGAGCAGGAUUUGUUGUUUGCCUUG